Molecule: messenger RNA, 3499 nt
Organism: Phlebotomus papatasi
Lineage: Eukaryota; Metazoa; Arthropoda; Insecta; Diptera; Psychodidae
Exons: 4
Coding region: 947-2611 (554 amino acids)
Source: RefSeq, a predicted model, not a curated record
CUCGUUUGUCUCUCACUGUGAGGUUCACAGUCAGUUGCUUGCCGGCGCUCGAAUAGAAAGGAGGUUGCCUUUCAAUUUUUGCUGUUACCGUGUGGCCUCAGCGUGAUUUGUUUCUCUUCUUGUGCCCCACAGAUCUCACAGUUAUAGUACCAAUUUAUUUGCAAAACACUGUGGAAAUUUUGUUAACCAAAUAGCCCCAACAGUGUUUGAAGCUGUGUGCAGAGCAGCCCAAUGGAUAAAUACAUUUCUUGCACACUGUUUGUCCCUCCACAUGGCGCUGGAGUGAAAAGUUUCUAAGUCCCAUACUAAUCAUACACAUAUCUUUAUGGAUUUCUUCCGACACCAACAUAACACACCAUUCAUGACAAUUUUAUCUCAGAUGGAUCAAUUGAUCUGAGUGUAAGUCCAAGAGUUGGAGCAUCAUCGUGAUCUGCCGAUGGUCUAAAGUGAAACUUUUGCGUUCAAUGAAUACCACUGAAAUGUGUUGGUAGAAAUCAGUGUAUCCAUAUCAUAAAUAUUAACAUUUUGUGUUUGGCUCUUGUGACUUGUUUCGAAUUUCUUUCACAAAACAACCCAAGCUCGUGUAAGCCUACCCCCGUUUCCCCGAUAUACCCAGUGCGAUAAGAUCAAGAGCCAGAAAUUGUGAAAAUCGAUCAUGAACUGAUUGUAAAUAGUGCAAAGUUAUUUUUUUGGUGAAAAAUAGAGAUCAAUAAUAUAUAGUGAAGUCACUCUACAAAUAACGUAGAGAGAGGAUAUUUGUGAUCGGCAGCAUUGGAGGCUAAUAAAUAGCACCAUAAACUUUCUUGAGAUCAUACCAUAAAUUGAAACUCGUGGCUGUUAUGAAACAGUAAAGGAAGCAUUGGUCGGACUUGGAUGAAAAUUUCAGCAAACAUCAUAUUUAAUGAACACUUGACAGAGAUACCGCGACGACACAUGUUUGAGAAAGAUGUAUAAAAUUUGGAGUUCUCGUAUGAUCAUCAAGUUUCUCUUUGCGCUUGGUGUAUGGUCUUUCUUACUGCUAGGCCUCCUGAAGUUGCAUAGUAAUCGUGUGAUUCUUGAGGAGAACAUCCAAUCAGGAAUUAAUGGACGACUGCUGUUGCAGAAGGAUGGACGAUACCAAGAAGCUACAUCUACAACCACCGAAAAGUUCCUCCCACUUGAUGUUUUGAUUGACAAUCGAACGAAAUUGGAUGACGAUCAACUCGUACGCGAUGUGGAAUCUCGACUGCCAUCCCUACCGAUAGCCUAUUGGAGCAAGUACAAGAAUUUCUCUCAACAGAAAUCUUCCACUUGUGCAAAAUACCCAUCAAUAUUUGAUUUGGAAUUCAACAACAUAUAUUGGCAAACUCUACGGACCAGCAAUGGCACAUUCCAACUCUAUGGGGCGUACUAUGAUAUCCGGAAAAAGUCGCGAUUAGGCCCAGCAGUUCGGAUACUAGGCAUGAUAGAUCGGAUUGAGCCGAAAGUGAAAACUUACUGCCAGUUCUGGUUCGAUGGUCAGAAAGAGCCCUUCAUUGUCAAAACGUUCGAGUAUAAGUACGUUUGGUACAAUAAAUGGGGCAAUUACAAGCAAGGCAUUUACCAGCCCUACCUCAUCGCUUGCCAAAUACCUAAGGCCUUCCAUGGAAUUAAACCUGCUUCGGUUUCUGUUGUAGAGAAUGAAUGUGACACUGCCACAAAUAAUUUAAGGGUCCUUUACAAUCAUCCCUCAGACGGAAAGAAGAAAAACUUUGCCGUGUGCGUCAAGGGUCUAGAUUUCCUCUAUGACGAUCUAUCAGUCCGCCUUGUGGAGUGGAUAGAACUGCUGAACAUCCUGGGAGCAGAUAAGAUCUACUUCUACAAUCUUCAAGUUCAUCCCAAUAUCACUAAAGUCCUGGACUAUUACGAGGCUGAGGGAAAGGUUCAAGUCACUCCGCUCACUUUGCCUGGUGGGCAACCCAAUGUUCCUGGUUUCCAGCACCUCUACCUCACCAAGAAGACCAACCAUAAGCGUCAGAAUGAGCUGAUACCCUACAAUGAUUGCCUGUAUAAGAAUAUGUACAUGUACAAGUACAUUACACUUUUGGACAUUGAUGAGGUGAUCAUGCCCAAGGGUGAUCUCAACAGCUGGACCGAAUUAAUGGACGUGGUGCUGCCCAAGUCACUGAAGCAGCGAAAAGAAGGCUACCAUAGCUUCAACUUAAGAAAUGUCUACUUCCUUGAUGGCUACCAACACAACCAUGGAUGGAAUAAGGAUAUUCCCAAGUUCAUGCACAUGCUACAGCAUGUCUAUCGGGCUCAGAACUACACAAAACCCAAUCAAUAUGUAAAAUGCUUCCAUGAUCCCGAGUCUGUGCUCAGUCUGCACAAUCACUUUCCACUUUCCUGCCUGGGUGGAGCUUGCAAGUCUUUCCCUGUAGAUACGGAAGACGGACACUUACAGCACUACAGGGCGGAUUGUGUGAAAAGUCUCAAGAAAAGCUGUGAUGAGUACAAGGAACAUCAGGUGCGCGACACAACAAUCUGGAAAUUCAAAGAAGAACUUGUCCAGCGCUCUAUGCGAACUCUCGAGAAGCUAGGCUUCUUCCGGAAUCCACCAACAGGUCGGGGUUCACGUGACCUGGAACGGUGAUCGUGAUCUCAGACCCGUCACUAUAAAUCAAUUUUGAAAACCGCACAAAAUCACUUAAAAAUAAAGUAUAGCGAAAUAAUUGUGAUAUAAACAGAAAGAGAAAACCCUGUAUACUUAAAAGAUAAGAAAAAAAAACAAUUCUUACAAUAAUCAAUUGUGAAAAGAGAAAAAAAGGAAAUAUCAAACCAUGUAUUGUGACUUCUUCAUUGUUAAAUUCGAUUAUUUGUCAUGUAUUGUUGAGACAGUGAAAAGAAAGUCAAAUAGGUUUUUACAUUAUGAUUUGAAGAAAAAAAAAAAGAGAGAAUGACUUAAAAAGUGUGUUGUGUGCCUUCAUAAAACAUAAUCAUUCACAGAAGCUGAAAAGCUUAGAGUUUGUUGAAAAGUGUGACACCGUGUUUGAAUCUUUUGGAUAGACACUUUUUGAAAAUAUCACAACUAAAAAGAUUAUUUGAAAUAAAAAAGAAUUAUACAAAAAAAGUAACCGUGAUUUAAAAUAUUAGGUAAUUAGUAGGUAGUUGUUGUAUGUUUAUAUGGAAAGACUGAACUGUUGUUUAGAAGAAGAAAAAAAAUUAAAUGAGUGAAAGAAGGGAAUAAGAAGUAGUAAAUUGAUCAAUUAUUUAUUAUUCAAUUGCAAAAUACUGUAAAAAAAAGUACACAAAACUACUGUAUGAAAUAAUUUUCCUUCCUAUUACAUCGUAAGUGUGUGUACAUAAUGCUAUAUGAAGGUAUAAAAGAAAGAACGUAACAUAAUACUAUAGAAUACAACAAAUUGAAAACAGAGUCAAAUAAAAACUGAAUCAAUUUAAUGUUAAGUUAAUUUAUCCAAUCUUCUGUCAAUAGUCAUUUAAAUCUAAUCCUAUAUUAUAUUUGAUAUUUAAAUUCUGCAAA